AUGGCCGCAGGGCUGCAGGGUGUGGGUCCACUCCUGCUGGCCUUGAUGCUAUGUGUGCUUGGCCCUCUGGGGUCUUGGGGCGGGAAGCUGCUAGUGGUCCCAUUGGACGGCAGCCACUGGCUCAGCAUGGUCUCCACCAUCCAGCAGCUUCACCAGAGGGGACAUGAAGCAGUUGUGGUGACUCCCGAUUCAUCUGUGUACAUCAAGGAAAGAACGUUUUACACCUUGAAGAGGUACCCUGUUCCCUUCAAGAGGAAGGAUGUGGAAGCAACAUUUGUCAGUCUUGGCCGUAGUGCUUUUGACCAAGAUCCCUUUUGGCUGAUGGUGAUCAAAACAUACAAGAGAGUCCAAAGUCACUCUGCUAUGAUGGUGUCUUCCUGCUCCAACUUAGUCCACAACAAGGAGCUCUUGGCCUCCCUGGAAGCUGGUGGCUUUGACGCUGUGUUGACGGACCCUUUCCUUCCUUGUGGCUCCAUUGUGGCUCAGUACCUGUCUCUGCCUGCGGUGUACUUCUUGAAUGGACUGCCAUGCAGCUUGGACUUUGCUGGUACCCAGUGUCCCAACCCACCAUCCUAUGUGCCCAGGUCUAUGUCUUCGCUCUCAGAUCACAUGACUUUUCUGCAGCGAGUGAGGAACAUGCUUAUCACUGCCACUGAAUUCUUUAUGUGCAAUCUAGUUUAUUCACCAUAUGCAUUACUUGCCUCUGAAGUCCUUCAAAGAGAUGUGACCAUCCAGGACCUUAUGAGUUUUGGAUCUGUCUGGCUGCUCAGACGUGACUUUGUCAAGGAUCAUCCCAGGCCUACCAUGCCCAACAUAGUAUAUAUUGGUGGGAUCAACUGUGCUUCCAAAUCACCACUCUCCCAGGAAUUUGAAGCCUAUGUGAAUUCUUCUGGAGAACAUGGAAUUGUGGUUUUCUCUUUGGGAUCAAUGGUCUCGGAUAUUCCAGAGAAGAAGGCGAUGGAAAUUGCUGAAGCUUUGGGAAAAAUACCUCAGACGGUCCUGUGGCGGUACACCGGAAGUCGGCCAUCUAACCUUGCAAAGAAUACAAUACUUGUCAAGUGGCUGCCCCAAAAUGACCUGCUUGGUCAUCCAAAGACUCGGGCCUUCAUCACGCACUCCGGCUCUCACGGCAUUUAUGAAGGCAUAUGCAAUGGCGUGCCCAUGGUGAUGUUGCCCUUGUUUGGGGAUCAGAUGGACAAUGCGAAGCGUAUGGAGUCCAGAGGAGCGGGGAUCACCCUCAACGUCCUUGAAAUGACCUCUGAUGACUUAGCAAAUGCCCUGAAAACAGUCAUCAAUGAAAAGAGCUACAAGGAAAAUAUCAUGCGUCUCUCCAGCCUUCACAAGGACCGGCCCAUGGAGCCGCUGGAUCUGGCCGUCUUCUGGGUGGAGUUUGUGAUGAGGCACAAGGGGGCACCACACCUCCGCCCCGCGGCCCACGACCUCACCUGGUACCAGUACCAUUCGUUGGAUGUCAUUGGCUUCCUCCUGGGCAUUGUACUAGUGACCACCUUCAUCACCUUUAAAUGCUGUGCUUUUGGCUGCCGUAAAUGCUUCGGGAAAAAGGCGCCAGUGAAGAAAACCCAUAAAACCCACAAAUCCAAGACACACUGA
Messenger RNA from Chrysochloris asiatica (Cape golden mole), 1611 nucleotides. RefSeq names its product UDP glucuronosyltransferase 1 family, polypeptide A1 (gene UGT1A1). Gene Ontology annotation, molecular function: UDP-glycosyltransferase activity. The transcript has 5 exons. The record is from RefSeq and is a predicted model, not a curated record. Lineage: Eukaryota; Metazoa; Chordata; Mammalia; Afrosoricida; Chrysochloridae. Bases 1 to 1611 code for a protein of 536 amino acids.